Molecule: messenger RNA, 4204 nt
Organism: Spodoptera litura
Lineage: Eukaryota; Metazoa; Arthropoda; Insecta; Lepidoptera; Noctuidae
Cellular component (GO): nucleoplasm
Molecular function (GO): protein binding
Source: RefSeq, a predicted model, not a curated record
CCCGUCUCGGGUUUGUCGCUAUGUCUCUGUUGUAGAUAUACCAUUUAUCCAGUGAUUAUGAUUACCUUCUAGUUCAAUAACUAGACUUUUGAGGAAUUGUAAAAUGCUAUGUUUUAUUAUUUCUUUUUUUUCUCCAGUGACAAUAAGCCACGAGUGUUUACUUAUGUUUUAAACGCGGUAGCUUACCUCUGGCGCCAUAAGUAAGCGCCGGGGUUAUGCCCGAAGCAUGCCAUCGACGUCGCGGUCGAGGGGCUCCGGGCGCGGGCCGGACGGCGCGCCACGGCCCCAAGUCAUAGCGCCCAUGUCGGAGCGGCAGCAACUAGCCCUCGUAAUGCAGAUUUCAUCACAAGAUGCUCCUCCAGCCGCUCCGACCCCAGCAGAAGAACGAAAACGCACCAGGCAGCAGCGCAAUGAGCGCGGUGAGACACCUUUGCAUGUAGCAGCUAUCCGAGGCGACCACGAUCAAGUAAAGAAAUUGCUUGAUCAAGGACAAGAUCCCGAUGUUCCUGAUUUUGCUGGGUGGACACCACUUCAUGAAGCUUGCAGUUAUGGGUGGUAUCAAGUUGUAGUGGUACUUGUAAAUGGUGGUGCUAAUGUCAAUGCAAAAGGUUUAGAUGAUGAUACUCCUUUACAUGAUGCCACAACUUCUGGUAAUCUCAAAAUGGUCAAAUUCCUCAUUGAACAUGGAGCCGAUCCAUUUGUCAAGAACACCAAAGGGAAAAUGCCAUCAGAUUAUGCUGCACCACACAUCUUUGAAUAUCUGCAGUCUUUAAAAGAUAAUAACGCGAGAGCAACACACGUCAGUCGGGCAAGGGAUGACAGCAUCAAAAAGGGUUGCAAUGCCAGUGGUAACAGCGAUUGCAGUAAGCGGAACAACAUGGAGACCCUAGCCCAGGGGGAACAUUUCGAUGGCAAGGACAUCACCACACAGGAAAAAGGGGGUGCCGCCGAGUCCAGAGACGAUGGAUCUCAGCUAAGUAGCUCUGUGGUAUCAUCGACUCAAGACGACAGCAUUAAGAGACCGCACGAAGAUAGUGCAGAUAAUGAAGCGGCUGAAGACGAUGUUUCAAAACGGAAGAAACGUAAGGACAAUGAAGAGAAAGAGCCAAUGGGCAAGCCGGCUCCGGUGGCGCGAGGAGGACCUGGACGUGUCUUAACUGGCAGUAAACCACCAGGGCCUGCAAGUAAGACAGGUGCUGUACCAUUAGGAAAGAGUGGAAGUGGACAGAAUGUCAGCAAAGGUGGUGCUGGUUCUUCUGGCAAGGGAAGCUUGCAAGCACAGGGGAAAGGAGGCAGUGGAGGAUCAAAGGGUAAUGCACAAGGGUCACAUCAGGGGAAAUCUGGAGGCGGGAAGGGUAGUUCUCUGCAAGUAAGCAAGCAGGACCGGAAAAGCCCAGUUGCUAGUCCAAAGCCGAACCAGAAUAAAGAUAAUGAUGGUGACGAUGAGCCAAAGACCCAUGAAGCGGCACCUAAGGUCCCGCCGCUGAAGAUCGUCAUACCAGGUGGUGCAGGAGGAUCUGGCAGUAGAAACGAGCAAGAAGGCGAAGGUGGAACAGGGGCACGAGGUAGCGGUAAAGGACGCGGUAACGCAUCAACAUUGCCCUACGUGAUACCGUGCACGAGCACAGACACGGGUCAAACAUCUGAUAGCUCAGACGGCACUUCCGACGACAAGAGAGGCGAAGGUGGAAAGGCUGGACAGAGAGUCCUCCGUUCUCAUAGGACAAAUGACGGGGAUAAAGAUAAGGAGAGGACAUCCCCUCAGACAGGGAAUGACAGCCGCUCCGGGGCGGGACAGGCUCAAGCUAAUUUAAAUUCGAACAAAAGUCCUACACCUUCGGGCUCUGGGCAAGAUCAUGAGCAUUCCUCAAACUCUGGAAGAUCUGAAUCUAACUCGGGCCAUGUCGAGUUGCAUCCCAGGAAAAGAAAGAUUAAGGCUUCAAAAGAUGGUCACUCCCGAGAUCAAUCAAAAAAUGAGCAAACUCACGAGUCUACUGCAAGCCAUAAUAUUACGCACUCUAAUCCUUAUCAGAUGUAUAUCCACAUAAGAAAACAGAUCGAUCGGCGACAAAGAAGUCUAUUUCCGGUGAAACCAAAACCUCCAAAAGAUUUUAACAAAUAUUUAAUGAAUAGAUGUACCUACACUCUUCAGAGUAAUGUAAAUCCUGAUCCACAGGUGGAAAUCCCGCAUAAUUUACCUACGCAGAUGAUAAACGAGUUUAUGGCCCAAGAAAAGGAAAGAACAAGAUUACGAAUUCAACACCUUAUUGAAAAGGAAAAGUUGGUGUUGGCUGUUGAACAAGAAAUAUUACGAGUACACGGACGCGCCGAGCGUGCAGUGGCGAACCAGGGCUUACCUUUUUACCGACAGUCUCUACCGUUCUCCGUGUGUACGAUACUCCGAGACAAAGAAGUCUACAAUGUGUUAGCUCCAGAUCAAGAAGAGAAACGCAAUGCGCAGCGCUCCCGCUGUAACGGCAGGCAAAUAAACUCAUGGCUUCAAGAAGUAGACGAUAAAUGGGAAAAAAUAAAGGAGGGAAUGCUUCGACGUCAACACACGGAAGCUCAAACUCUGCAUGCUGUGCAAAUAAUGGGGUGGGAGUGGAAGUUAAAAGAAUGUGGUAUUUGUGAUUACAAAACCACACCCAAGAUUGAUCCGGUCCACGUUCCGCAGAUCCACGUGUCAAAUUUUGACUUGCCCGCUUGAAUUUAAGUUCAUAUUGCCUGUGUUCAUGUCACGUCAUCACGUUCAUAUUGUAUUGUGCGUAAAUACCUCAUUAAUUGCUGAUGGCCACUGAAUCUUGAAAGAACUUUUGAUUGAAGGUCACCUAAUUACAAAAAUACUAAAGCAUUAAUACCGCCAGCAGAAGGUAAAACUUAAAAACACUAACCGUGUAAAAAUAUUCAACAUCUAAAAAUAAUACAGUAUGUAAUAAUUAUAAAUUAUACUUAAUAACUUGACUUAAUAAAUUAUCAAUAAAAUUCUUGCAGAGCGCCGAUAACUGGCAUAGUGCUUGGGUUAAAUUGGGGAGACCAUGCUGCGCUCAGCCACACACGGGUGUCCCACGUACACGACAUAAGUACUGUAAUGAAUCAUUUUACUGAAAGAAUUGAUUUUAUUCUUAAAACAAAUCAAAUUACAUUCAUAGAUUUUAAAUAAUUGAUUGAACUGAGAAUCAAAACCUGUUAUAGAAUAAAAGAAACUAUUGGCUUUAUCGUAUCAUGAGGCCAAUAGUUUCUUUUGGUAUAAACAGGAACCUUCCUAUUGGCAUGACAGGUAGACAAUAUUUCUCUCGCAUAGCAGAUUCCUGGUUCAAUUAAGCAAUUAAUAAUAUCUUUGAUUGCAGUUCAAUUUGUUUUUAUAAAAUAAAAUUUCUUACAGUGGCAUUGCACAUCUUCAUCAUUAAGGUAUGUGGUAUGUGGGACACCUGUCUAAGGAACAAUAUCUCAGGUUUAAUCAGAUCAUGAAAACUAUCAAGUGAUCUGAUUUUCAAUUUGGAAGAAGCUGUUCAUAUACAAGUUGUUCCUGGAUUCAGUGGCCAUUUCAGAGAAUAAAGUAUUUACUUACCAAUCGUAACGUGUUGGCAUAAAUUAGUGUGUAGUUAAUUUUUUAAUUAUCUAUGAAAUUAUAACAUCAAUUGGUAAUAAGAAUCAAGCGGAGCUACAAAAUUGGAUUAUAAAUCUCUAAAUUGAUCAACAUUAUGUUGAACCUUCUAUUCUCCCGCGCAUCUUCGGUAACUUGUUAUUUAUUCUCUUCUACGAAAAUAUCAACACCUCUAUUAAAAAUAACCUGUUAUCGGGAGAUGUCAAAAUCUAAAAUUUAUUUUUUUAAAGCUAUCAAGGACAUAGAAUAUUAUGAAUUUAUUUUUGAAUGGUCCUUGCCUACUAAAUGAACGAAGGUGUUCUUUCACACUCGGUUGAUACAUUGCAUGCGGGUUGUGGAAUUGUAUCUGCUUUGUGUGUGUAACACCUGAGAUGUGAGAGAAUGAGUGUGUGUAUAUUUACAAAUUAUUUUGUAUUAUAUUAUUUUAUGACUAUGAUUUAGAUUUAGUAUUUAAAUAGGAUUAUAAAUUUGACAUUCAUUUUAAAAAUUAGUAAUGUUUUUCAGGACGAUAAUUUGUAAGUUUGUAGAUUUUAGUUUUAAUUAAUGAUUUUAUUUGAAAAGUUAAGGUUGCAUAUAUUAUGUAUAAAUUUUAUUAGGAAU